Papaver somniferum (opium poppy) is the source of this 1055-nucleotide messenger RNA. RefSeq names its product protein DOWNSTREAM OF FLC-like. The coding region runs from base 112 to 600 and encodes 162 amino acids. The transcript has 2 exons. The record is from RefSeq and is a predicted model, not a curated record. NCBI's taxonomy places the organism in Eukaryota, Viridiplantae, Streptophyta, Magnoliopsida, Ranunculales, Papaveraceae.
AUCACUUUGCUUUCAAGUCUCAACAACAACAACAUCAACAUCAAUCAUCUUUCUUCCUUCGAUCUCUUUAUCAAGUAUUCAUUGCAGUUCUUCUGACUCCCACCCUGAGAAAUGGCAUCUCCAAAGGUUUUGAUUUUGGUUGCACUUUGUGUCCUACCUGCUCUACUUGUUGAAGCAAGUCGUACCGUUCUCAAAUAUCCUUUCCACGCCAAAGGUCGUGUAUACUGUGAUACAUGUCAGCUUGGUUGCGAACACGACCUUGUCACUUACAUCAAAGGUGCUGUGGUGGAGGUCGUAUGCAGAGAUAGAGGAAACUAUGAAACGAGAUACACCAAACAAGCAGUUACAGGUGAAGGUGGAUAUUAUCGUGUUGAAGUACUAACCGACCACCAUGAUGAGAUCUGUACUAUUGCUCUCGUCAGUAGUCCUGACUCUGGAUGUAACAAAAUCGUCAAAGGAAUUCACGAAAUGACCGUUGUUCUUACCAACGACAACGGUUUACCAUCACAUGAACGUAGCGUCAACAGCUUGGGGUUCGAGAAGAAAACUAAAAUCGCUGGCUGCGACGCUCUUCAGAAGCACUACUUGUCUGAUGUCUAGAGAUGGAAUCACAUCUUACCAGUGCAUGUUAUUAGUAUUGUUUUCUUUUGUCAGUUUUAAUUCUCCAUUAAGGAUUUCGGUUGGGUAUUUUAAAUAAUAUCCACAAAAUCCGAACGAAGAAAUUCUUGGGGAUGAACUUCCUCGAAUGAAUUUUGCUUUGUAGUGAGUAGUAGUAUGUGUAGCAAAUGCUGCUGGUGCUGGUUCUGUUGCAGUCAUGUUGUUGUUGUUCGUCGUCUAUGUUCAUUAGGUUAUUCAGUGGGAAUAAAAAGAUCAAUAGGUUCACAUUAUACAUGUGAGACCAAUUAAUCCAGUCAUCAUAUGUUUUGGAUUCUUGAAGAUCUUUUACUUCUCAUUUUUUACAGUAGAAAAAAAGUCACCUGUUGUGACUCAUUCAGUAUGUACUUGUUAAAGUUUUUACAGAUUAAGAAGAUAAGUGAAAAACAACGAUUUUCAUA